GAGCUCCGGUUAGACGAGCCGCCGUUGUUCUCAUAACAAAAGGGAACCGAGCCGGAGAAAAGCUUUAAUUUCUCCCUGAAAAACAAGAAUGGACGCUUUCCGGUAAAUUGAACCAAUAUCCACCAAACAUCGGCAACAAUUUUCUCGACUUUUGAGUGAAAAAUGUCCCACCGAGUAGACGAAAUUUCAAAAGAAAACUGCGCAGUCAUAGUUUAUUGGGAGCGGUAACCUGACCAGAUAUGGCAGCUGACGACAAGGUUGCCAUCCUGACGGAUGAUGAAGAGGAGCAGAAGAGGAGGUAUGUUCUGGACGAGCCGUUCAACACCCUGGCCGCGGCGCCACAGGCGGGCGAGUCGCCGCCGCCCGAGCCGCCGCCGCCGCCGCCCCCGCAGCCAGACCCUGUAGACUGCUGUGAAAGGAUGUGCCUCCGGGUCAACAGCCACCUCCUCGUCUCCAAAGUCUUCUACUUCUUCUUCUACGCCGCCUACGGCUCGCUGCACCCCCUGCUGGCCAUUUACUACAAACAGCUCGGCAUGUCGCCGAGCCGCAGCGGCCUGCUCGUGGGAAUACGGUACUUCAUCGAGUUCUGCAGCGCCCCCUUCUGGGGUGUGGUGGCAGACCGGUUUAAAAAAGGGAAGGUCGUCCUGCUGUUUUCCGUUUUCUGCUGGCUGGUGUUCAACGGUGGCAUCGGCUUCGUCAAACCAGUGGAGAUGAAGUGCGAGGAGAAGGGGGCGUCGCUGACGCCGACCACGCCGCCCCCUCCUGGAAUCUUGACUCUGACAAACGGCUCCACAAACCUCACGAGGAGUCGGAGGAGCGUUGUAGAGCUCCCUGAGUUUCUGAGCCUCCUGCACUCCUCUUUUAACGUUCUUCAUCGGUACGAGCGAAGCACUGAGAUGAACGCGACGUCGGCUCGCCUGGCGGCACCCAACGGCACCGAGCUCACGCCAAACUCCACCGUAACGACCACCACCUCCCCUGCUUCAACUCCCUAUAAGGAGUACCACAUCGUCUACAACCAGGACCAGGUGGAAAGCGUCUUUCUGCUCAUUCUUCUCGUCAUUAUCGUGGGCGAGUUCUUCAGCGCGCCUGCCGUUACCAUCGUGGACACCGUCACCCUGCAGUACUUGGGGAAAGCCCGUGAUCGCUACGGCCUGCAGAGGAUGUGGGGUUCCCUGGGCUGGGGUCUGGCCAUGCUGCUGGUGGGCAUCUGGAUCGACAACACGCACAUCACCGUCCUGAUCGACGGCAUCGGCUGCACCCUGCCGGAGUACCGCCUGCACAACUACCAGCUGGCCUUCAUCGUCUUCGGCGUGCUGAUGGGCGUGGCGUUCAUCGUUGCCACCCAGUUUUACUUUGAAAAAGGAGACGAGCGUCGUCAGGAGGUGCCGGAGGUGGUGGAGGACUCCACAGACUACCAGACGCCGCCUGAAUCCAGCUCCUCAGACCAGACGCCGUCCGCCCCCGAAGCCCCACAGGAGUUUCACUAUGGCGACCUGCUGAGGCUGCUGUGCACGGUGCGCUACAGCUCUGUCCUCUUCGUCGCCUGGUUCAUGGGCUUCGGCUACGGCUUCGUCUUCAGCUUCCUGUACUGGCACCUGGAGGACCUGAAGGGGACCACCACGCUGUUCGGGAUCUGCUCCGUCCUGAGCCACAUCUCCGAGCUCGGAGCUUAUUUCACCAGCCACAAGUUCAUCGAGCUGGUGGGACACGUCAGAGUUCUGUACAUCGGCCUGGCCUGCAACACGGCUCGUUACCUGUACAUCUCAUACCUGGAGAACGCCUGGAUCGUCCUGCCCAUGGAGGUCCUCCAAGGUGUGACCCAUGCCUCGGUGUGGGCAGCUUGUAUCUCUUUCCUGAGCGCCGCCGUCCCACCGGCUCUGAGGACUUCAGCUCAGGGGAUCCUGCAGGGUCUGCACCUCGGGCUGGGUCGGGGCUGUGGAGCCAUGGUGGGAGGAGUCUUCGUCAAUUUUUUUGGGGCUGCAGAGACUUUCAGAGGACUCGGCAUGGCCUCCCUCAUCAUCCUCCUCAUCUUCUCCUUCAUCCAGUGUCUAAGUGGAGAGAUCGAAGGGAAAGAGGAUAAAAUCCUGGCAGAGAACAUCCCAGUUCCCUCCAGCCCGGUUCCCAUUGCUACCAUCGACCUAGUUGAGAGCCACAGCGACCCCAGCAGCCUAACGCCGCCGAGGCAGGCCACCGCGUUGCCAGUAAUGAAAACAAAACACCAGGAGGACCAGGAGGACGUGACGAAGCCGGCCUGGGUGCUCUCCGGCGCCCCCUGGGUCACCAUCGCCUUCGCGCUGGUCCAGAUCAGAGAGCUGAUGAACCUGAAGAAGGGCCCCCCUGCAGGGAACCAGCGACUGCAGGAUACUAACCCUCCGCUGCCGGCUGAAUACGAGCCAGAGUCGACGUCACACAGAAACCAGAACGAUGAGCAACAAGCCUCUGAAACCCAACCAGACAGUGCCCACCCGCCUCCUGCAGACUCUUAACCCCAAACAAACGCACUUCGGCUCCGACGAGGUGUCUAAGGAAAACAGACUGAACACACUCAGCUUCAAGCUUAGUGUUUGAUUUCUGCAAAAUUUUCU
Molecule: messenger RNA, 2588 nt
Organism: Nematolebias whitei (Rio pearlfish)
Lineage: Eukaryota; Metazoa; Chordata; Actinopteri; Cyprinodontiformes; Rivulidae
Product: major facilitator superfamily domain-containing protein 6
Exons: 7
Coding region: 240-2489 (749 amino acids)
Biological process (GO): antigen processing and presentation of exogenous peptide antigen via MHC class I
Cellular component (GO): plasma membrane
Source: RefSeq, a predicted model, not a curated record